AUGGUGCCACUCUUUUUCACACUUUUCUUAGGUGUUUUCUCAAAACGCCUUACAAGACUCAAUAAUGAUGAGCCGCUUGAGAUUGGUCCGAAUUAUAAAACACUCUGGUUUACUGAGCAACUAGAUCACAUCAAUAGAGAUCCAGGCACAAUUAACAUCCGAGUGCUUUUCAGUCAGGGAAGCCCUACCGCACCUCUCUUUGUUUACACUGGCAAUGAAGGCCCAAUCACUCAAUUUUAUCAAAUGACUGGGUGGCUUGUUGGUACCCUUGGUCCACAAUACAAUGCAUCAGUUGCGUUUAUUGAGCAUCGAUACUAUGGUGAAUCAAUCCCAAGCCCAUUUUCAUGGAAAUACCUGAGCACUGACCAAGUCCUUUGGGAUUUCGCUGACAUCAUCCAGCAGCUAAAGCCAAGCAACUCAACCCCAGUUAUUGUAUUUGGAGGCUCAUACGGUGGGAUGCUUGCAGCUUACUUCCGCGUUAAGUAUCCACAAUUUGUGGACGGUGCCAUCGCGAGCUCUGCCCCUGUUUUAAUGCCUCAAGACGUUAAUGGUACUUCUUAUGCAAGAAUCAGCACAAACGACUAUUUCAAUGUAGAAAGAGACUGUGAAGGGAACAUCCACAAUGGAUUCCUCAUCCUAGAUAACUUUAUUGACAGGCCUUUAACUUAUACAGCCCUUGAAAACAUUUUCAACCCAUGCCAGUCAAUACAAGAGCAAGGUGACGUGCUAGCUUUAGAAGAUUUCAUUACAGGCGCUUUCCAAGACAUGUCGCAGCUUGAUUACCCAUACCCUGCCAAUGUAGGAGGCCUUUUGCCAGGAUUCCCUGUGAAUGUGUCAUGCUCCAUUAUGUCUCAAUUUUCUCACUCCCCCCCUUUAAAUUGGAACAAAAUAUAGGUAAAAUUUUCACUUUUUUGGUAAAUUAACCCCCCUUUAAAUUGGAACAAAUUUAAUUUUAUAAUAAAACAUUAUAUAUAAUUUUUAUCUAAAAAGUUAAGAUAUAAGUUAAAUGUUUUUUCUUAACUAAAAUUAAAAAUUUAUUUAUAUCUUGAUCUUUUUUAAAGAAAAAGUAUAAAGAGCAUCUAUUUUAAAUAAAUUUAUUAUCCUUAAUUGCUAAAUUUUAAAACAAAAUUAAUUUUUUUUUUUAAAAAAUUUUCAAAAAAAUUUUUGUUUUUUUUGAUAAAAAUGAUAUUUUUUAUUUGGAUAAUUUUGAUAUAAAUUCAAUAGGAAUUCUUUAUAAAAUUUCAAAAUUUACUUAUCUCUUGCUUUAUUUUAAAGAAUAGAGUAUAAAUAGCAUCUUAUUUAAACAAAAUUAGCACUUUGAUCGAUAAAUUUUCUAAAUUUUUUUUUUUUUAAUUUUUUUUAUCAAUAAAAAUAAUAAUUUUUGUGUGUAAAUAAUUUUUUGAUACCAUUAAUAGUGGCGUAUUAACUAAUAAUGAAAAUUUAGUUAUAUCUUGCUUUGAUUUAAAGGAUAAAGAGUAAAUAGCGUUUUAUUAAACAAAUUUAUUGAUCUAAUUCGAUAAGUUUUUGAAAUUUUUUUUUUUAAAUUUUCACAUUCUUUAUAAAAAAUUUUAUAUUGAUAUGUUUUUUUAAAAAUUAAUCCCCAUUUUAAAUUGGAACAAAAUUUUUAGUUCCAAUUUAAAGGGAGGGGGGGAGUCAGAAUGAAAACAUGUGGCAAGCUUUGAUGGGCUUUGCUCAGAUUAAUAAUUUGGUUUAUAACUGGACUGGAAACUUAACUUGUUUCGAUAUCUAUGGAGGUGAAGGAAGUGGCCUAGACCCAUGGACUUACCAAACUUGCACCGAGCUUAUUUUCCCAUUAGGCCAAUAUGGGCUGCCUAAUGAUAUGUACCCAGUGAGACCUUGGAAUUACCAGCAAUGGGCUAAGAUGUGCCAAGGAUUAUUUGGAGUUCAGCCGAGACCUGAUUGGGCACCUAUAAACUAUGGAAUGGGGACAUUUGAUGUCAAUGUUACUCUGGCUUCAGCUUCAAAUAUUGUAUUUUCUUAUGGAACUCUUGAUCCAUGGGGAGGUGGGUGCAUACAGGAACCUAUUAAUGAUCAAACUACAGUUAUUGGAAUCAAAGGAGGAGCUCAUCAUUUGGACUUAAGAACUCCUAACCCAAGAGAUCCUCAGUCUGUUAUCUAUGCACGCUCCAGAGAAGUCGCAAUGAUCAAUCAGUGGAUAGGCCAAGCAAUGGAAAAGUUUGCUAGAUAUUAA
Molecule: messenger RNA, 2212 nt
Organism: Blepharisma stoltei
Lineage: Eukaryota; Ciliophora; Heterotrichea; Heterotrichida; Blepharismidae
Source: the annotation of a GenBank genome assembly